Nezara viridula (southern green stink bug) is the source of this 3119-nucleotide messenger RNA. Lineage: Eukaryota; Metazoa; Arthropoda; Insecta; Hemiptera; Pentatomidae. The record is from the annotation of a GenBank genome assembly.
GUUCGGAAAAGGAAAACACUUAGGAAAUAUUGCUGUCUGAAAGCUUGCUAGAGCCACUUCAACUUGCCGUAUCAGCUGAAGACGUGGGAGCGCCUGCGGGCUCCAAAGAUGAAUCAAUUCAAUGAAGCAAUUCAAAUCCUUCUAGAUAAUACUUAAAAUUGAAACAAAAUGCUAUUUCAUUGCUUUAUUAUUCUAACAGUGGAUACAAAUUUUACUUUAGGAUGAUUCCAUUUCAAAGUAAACAAAUAAUUGUAUAGUACUUUUUUUCGAAUUCUUAAUAAAUAAAAUCAAUGACCCAAUAAUAUCCACUGUCCUCCGGUUUCAAUAAUAAAACUAAGGGAAAUUGAUUUUGUAUAGAAUGAAGGUCGACAGCACGGUUUUAGUAAAAUAGGAAAUUUAAUUUAAGUAACCAAUCAAUUAAACUUUGAUUUCAGUACUUCUAGCUGCCAUACCAUCUGCUUAUUCAAAACAUGGUUCAUAUUGAUUUACGUUAAACUUUUAAAAGUGUAUUUAAUAAUGGUAUAUUAUAAUAAUUAUAGUUUAUUAGCUCCUUAUUUUAUCUUAAUUAUUUGUUAUUGUAUUUGAUUUCAAUGAAUAUAAGUUUUUGUAUCUUUCAAUCGUUCGUUUUUCAACACUGAGUUUACAAUGGCCGUCAGAUCAGUAGUGUGUUUGGUUUGUUGUUCGGUUUGUUUUUAGUUUUCUUCUGUGGAUAGAAGAUAUUAUUAUGUAUAUUUUAGUUUAAGAAGUUCGGUUAGCGAAAUCAAAGUAUACAUGAAGAAGUGUGUGAAUUGAUAAAAUGCAAACGUCCAUACUUACUAUACAAAAUGAAUUAGAGAAAGCAAGGGAGAGGUUAAAAGGUGUUGAAGAUAAUAUAAAGAAGAGUAUUGGAAGAGAUAUAAAUAGUGGUCCUCCAAUAUUGAGGGCUGGUUUCAAGAGAGCUGCACGCCAUUUAGAUAGUGCUGCAGAAACACCUGCACGUCAAAGAUUUCAAAAUGAAAGUGUUAAGAGUCGACUUGGAGAUUUUAUUAGGAGUACAGAAGAACCAAGAAGCCGAGAACAUGAUUUUAGAGGAAGAAUCAACCGAAGGUUAUCAGCCACAGAUACUCCAAGGUUACGAAAAGUAGAAAAGACCGAAGAAAGAGUUCCAGCCAAAAAAAGGUUGGGAGAACAACCAGCUGUCACAGUAUUUAGCAGGCUUUCUGGGCCUCCUAAGGAUGAUGACUUUGAAGAAAAAGAAUCUGUUAAGAUUACUUCACAAGUUAUAGUGCAAGAUGCUCCAAGUAGAAAAGAAGUUUUGGCUGCACAAAAUGGAGAUAACCAGAGUAAAGCCAGGAAUCGUAGAAUGUUUGGAGCUUUAUUAGGAACAUUACAGAAAUUUCGGCAAGAAGAAAAUAGGUUAAAGGAAAAAGAAGAUAAGCGCGCUCAAGUUGAAAAAAAAUUGGAAGAAGCAGCUCUUAGAGAAAAAGAAGAGCUGAAGAAAAAAAGGCAAGAAUUAUUUUCUUCUAGAAGGCAGCAACAAAUUGAGAUCAGACAACUUGAAUAUAAACUUGUGAGACUGAAGCAGCUAACUGAGUGGGAAUCAACGAAGAAACACCUGCUCAACUUUAUUCAAACUAAAUCCUCCCCAAAAAUAUUUUUUCUUCCGAAAAUCCAUAAUGAAAAAAGCAAGGAACUUCUAGAAGAAAGUAAAAAACACAUUCAACAAAUGAUUGAAGAAAAACGAGCUGAAGUUGAAAAAGCUAUUGCUGAUCAUGCCGCUACCAAGAAAGAUGGUAGAGAAGAUAUUCACGAUGAAGAAGAAACACGAGGAGAUGAAGAGGAAGAAGAGGAGGAGGAAGAGGAAGGGGAAGUAAGGGAUGAAAAUUCUGAGGCACCAGUUGAAAGAAUGGAUAUUGAAGAAGCAGUUGAAAAGGAUAACUUAAAUGGAGUUUCGGACAAAGAAAAUGAUGCUGAAGAGGAAUCAGUGAUUGAUGAACAAAAAAUUGAAAGUAGUCCCAAUCCUGGGCCUGAAGUCGAUGUUGAUAUUGAAGAAACUACUUAGUCCUUCCUGAACUGUUCAUCAUGAAUAUGUAUAUAUAUAUAUUUUAAUUUAAACUAAUAAUAUGAUUCAUUUGUAAUUUUUCUUUUAUUAGAUGAUUUGGUUUUAUUUAAUUCUUAAACCAAUAUGUCUUUUAUUUAUAGAAGCUAGCAUUAAUAUUAUUUCUGUACAUUAGAUUUUGAAAUUCAAAUCUAUCUCUUUCUUGUUUGGAUGGUUGAAUGUACUGCGUGACACCUACUUCUUUUAGAUAGACUGCUUCAGUGCUAGCUUGUGUGUAUGAGAAUGUGGUACCUGAUUUGAACAUAUAGAACAUUUUUAUCUUCCCUUGUACAUAAGAAGAAAGUUAAAAUUUAAAAUUGGUGCAAAGAAUUAAUUUUCUUUGUAUGUGUGAUAUUUUAAAAUACCUUUCAACAUUUUUCUUUCUCCCAAAAAUUAACAUAAAAGCUUUUCUAGAUUCAUACUGUGAACUUUGUAAUUAGGAAAAUCAUGUAAUCAUUCAUUAAAAAAAAAAAAAGAAGCCGAUCUUUUCAAGAAAUGUGUACUUAUUUAACUUUUGUUUAGCAACAUAAACAUUUGAUCCCUACAAUUUUAAUUCUAAAUCACUGCUUAAAAUUAAUUUUGUGUAAAUUGACAUUCACAUACUUACUUGUCCAUUGUAUGAUAGUUAUAUUUUUCUUUAAAUGCUCAGGAUGGUAAAAUUUUUAAAGGUUUUAAUAUUUUCAUUUAUUUAAAUUUUUUUAUUUAUGUUUGUUUUGUUUUUCCAUUCAGCUGAGUCUCUUUACUGUAUCAUAAAAACAGAAUGUAAUUAUGUUAUCCUUUACAUUUUUUUAAAGGAAAUGUGAAUAAAAUGUGUUUAUUAGCUCUUCUGAGCUUGUAAUUUAAUUUUUAAUAUACAUUUUAAAUGAAAUGAUUUAAUUUAAAUUAUGCUAUUGAUUGUUAUUUAUUAUUAUUUUAAUCCUGAUUUUCCUUAGUUGUAGGAUCCCUGGCUUUGAUAUUAAGAUAGCUGAAUUAUUAGAUAAAAUUGAUUACUAAUAGAAAUAACUGUUGAAAAAAUUCAUUUAUUAAUGAUAUUAAUCUUGCA